Molecule: messenger RNA, 1839 nt
Organism: Drosophila yakuba
Lineage: Eukaryota; Metazoa; Arthropoda; Insecta; Diptera; Drosophilidae
Gene: ics
Product: ras suppressor protein 1
Exons: 3
Coding region: 18-869 (283 amino acids)
Molecular function (GO): protein binding
Source: RefSeq, a predicted model, not a curated record
AUUUGCAAUCAACGAAAAUGAGUCAGUCUUGUAUACCAGUAAGCGCAAAGAUGUCGAAGGCCAAGAAGGUUUUGGAUGAAGCCCGAGAAACUCACAAUCCUGAGUUGGACCUGGUCGACAAGGGCCUGUCGUCCUUCGAGGAGUUGCCCGGACUGUUCAACAUGUCCAACAUCACGCGCCUGACCCUGUCGCUCAACAAGAUCAGCGUGAUCAGUCCGGGAAUCGCGAACCUACUGAAUCUGGAGAUCCUGAACCUCUCGAACAACCAACUGACCGAACUGCCCGUUUCGUUGUCGUCCAUGCCAAAGCUGCGCAUCCUGAAUGUGUCCAUCAAUCGGCUGGGUAAUCUUCCUCGUGGCUUUGGAGCCUUUCCGGUGCUGGAAGUGCUGGACCUGUCAUACAACAAUCUGAACGAACAGGUCCUGCCUGGUAAUUUCUUUGGAAUGGAGACACUGCGUGCCUUGUAUCUGGGCGACAAUGACUUCGAGUACAUACCCAAGGAGGUGGGUCAGCUGAAGAAUCUGCAGAUUCUCGGACUGCGCGACAACGAUCUUCUGGAACUGCCCCGUGAGGUUGGCGACUUGGUGCGACUGCGGGAGCUACACAUUCAAAACAAUAGGCUGCAGGUGCUGCCCCCGGAGAUCGCCCAACUGGACCUCCUGAGCAACAAGUCGGUCAUGAAGAUGGAGGAGAAUCCCUGGGUCAAUCCCAUUGCCGAGCAAUAUCUGCUGGGCAUUAGCCACGUUAUUGACUACCUCAAAACGGAGACCUAUAAAAUCAUCUACAACCGCCACCUACAGGCAGGACGCAGUGGACCGCCGCCACCUAAAGCUGACAAGAGCAAGAAGGCUUCUCGAAUUCGCGCAUAGUGCAUCUCCGCCAGAAGAUCCCAUGGAAUUACAUAUGUGUUCGUCUCGUUCGUUGUUAACCAAGCUCGUUUUUGUAUACUAAUUUAUAAGUAUUUGUAAACUAAUGCGUAUUUCUGCAAUGUGCCUUGACUCUUAGUUUCACUAAUGAAAAUAAAAAAAAAUAUAAAUACAUAUAUGUUUUCUUGGCGUUUUAAUGUCGGAUCACCUGCACAAAACUCUAAAAAUAAAGACACGUUUAUGUAUUUUAUAAAAUAGUAGGUUUUCUUGUUUUUAUUAUCUUUUUCUCAUAUUCAUUCUUUUCUUUUAAGAAAUUUGUUCAUAAUCAUAAUUAAUUAGUUUACUUAAAGUCAAUUAAUUAAUUCUUUAUUUAUUUUAAUUAAAUUAAUAGUUAAAUGUUUUUUGUUUUUGUUCUUUGUUUUCUAUUUUUGAGAAAAACUAAAAGCAUAGUUCUGCUUUGUUCGCUUUAAGUUUGUUUCGUUUCUUUGCAUUUUCACUUGUCAAUUUGAAUUGAAUACAUACUUUUUAUAUCAAUUUAUGUUAUUUAAUUAUUUUGUAAACUUAUUUCGCUUUCUCUGUAUCUGCAAUUCAAUUUUAAUUUAUUCCUUAAGGUAUAUUUUAGUAUUUAUAUAUAUUUUAUAGUUUAUUUACAAGAGUUAAAGAUGUUCUUUUACGAAAAGUCUGGCGGAAAUUCAAAGAAAAGUUUAAUUUUAUUUGUUCACCAAAUUUCUAAAAAUAAUAGGCCCAAAAUCGAUUUAAAUGUAAAAGCAAAUUAAAAAAUCGCUAUAAGUUACGAUAAAAUUGAUGGAUGUGAGAAUAGAAACGAACCCAAGGGUUCAAAAAAAAAUAACAGAUAGCUUGCAAACUAUUAAUGUCUUUUUUUGGAGUAGUUCAUCAGUCGGGACUCCGUGAGUUGCACGAUUUAUUGUUGAGCAUGCAAAUACGAAACACAGACAAAAACAAAAAACAUAAA